Messenger RNA from Oryzias latipes (Japanese medaka), 1140 nucleotides. Its product is annotated as transcription factor BTF3 homolog 4. NCBI's taxonomy places the organism in Eukaryota, Metazoa, Chordata, Actinopteri, Beloniformes, Adrianichthyidae. The record is from RefSeq and is a predicted model, not a curated record.
AUUAGUCAAGGCAGACAGCAAAACGUCGGCCGGAGACAGGAAACAAAAGCAGAAACGUGCAUUUAAAAGCCCCAAUCUGCAAUAAUCAUCACAAUCGUUUAGCCUGUAUGCUGUUUUAAGAAAACUAUAUGCACUUGUAUUACUUUUGUCACUAAAUAAUUGUACAAUUACUUAACGAUUCUUCAAAAGAUUCCCGAAUCUUAACACUUAAGGAUUUUAUUGUGAAAACUCAAAGCGGAAGUGAUUCCUUAAUGCCGUAAACUCGUCGAUGCUUCUGUAAGCCUCACUGCUCCUUUUGUAGCAAGAGAAGUUCAACGGAACCUACAUAUUUUCUUCGUGCUCAGAACCAGAACACUAUGAAUCAGGAAAAGCUCGCCAAGCUUCAGGCCCAAGUCCGAAUAGGAGGAAAGGGAACCGCUCGCAGGAAGAAAAAGGUCGUUCACAAGACGGCGACGGCGGAUGACAAGAAACUGCAGGGCUCUCUGAAGAAACUGGCGGUGAACAACAUCGCAGGAAUAGAGGAGGUGAACAUGAUAAAGGAUGACGGGACGGUGAUCCACUUCAACAACCCCAAAGUCCAGGCGUCCUUGUCCGCCAACACGUUUGCCAUCACCGGCCACGCGGAGACCAAACAGCUGACGGAGAUGCUCCCCGGCAUCCUGAGCCAGCUGGGAGCCGACAGCCUCAGCAGCCUGCGCAAGCUGGCCGAGCAGUUCCCACGGCAAUCGAUGGACAUGAAGACCGUCAAAGAGGAAAAUGCAGAAGAAGAGGAGGACGACGACGUACCGGAUCUGGUGGAGAACUUUGAUGAAGCCUCAAAAAAUGAAGCAAACUGAUGCCGCCUGCCCCCUCCCCUCCACCUGUUGAGGACUCGCACAGGGCGUCUCCGCUUGUGAGGAGAGAGGUGUGGACGGUGCGGCCCCCUCACCUGAGGGGGUCCACCUGCUGCAGCUUCGAUUUCAGCAGCUGCUGAUCUUAUGGAAACCUGGACGACUCCACACCCAAAGGAACUUCAAACCACUUUAUGUGACUCAACAUGGCUAGUAUUUAAGAGAUUCUUUAUGAAAUUCCACAUAAAAUGAAUGGUUUGUUUAGCAUUAUAUCAGCUAUUAUCAAUAAAAUCAAGUGUUUUUGAUGUUU